UAGCAAGCUACUCCUUUCGUUUCCCUUGCAAUUUGUUCUCGAUCUCUGAAAACCAAAACAGAGAGAAAAACCCUCGACACUCUAAGCGAGAGAAGUGAAAGAAAGUUCAGAACAAAGAACCCAUGGCCAAGAGUACAGUAAGGGACGACCUCAACGCCGCGCUCUCCGAGCAACGCGAAGUGCUCAUGAAGGCGAAAACCCUAGACUCUGACCUCAACCUGGCCUAUCACCUCCAAAUGCAAGAAGCCAUGAGCGCCUCCCUUGCUCUCCAACCUUCAAGCUCACGCUGUUCAUCCCCACCGCUACCAUUUCAGCCCAACGACGCUGUUUCAUCUUCCAAUGACGACGUUUUAGACGUCGCCGCGACGCUUAUGCUGCAAGACGCGGAGAGGUUCGUGCAGGAGCUCGAGGACAGCGAGCUAAGUGAGGCGGAGAUGAGGAAAAUGCGGGAGGAUAUGGACCGUCGGAUCCACGAUCGGAAGCUUGCGGGCGAUAUCCUCAACAUCCCCGAAGAGGAAUGGGAAGAAGACGGGGACAAUUACCACCGUUCGUACCGUAUGGACCCUUCGUCAUCGUCGACCGCUUUGGUUGACACAGAGUAUUUCAGGUUAUACUCAAAGGGGUUGGUGAGCGAAGAGAGGAUUAGGGAUAUGAAGGUCAUCGUGGCCGGAGCUGGGGUCGCGAUUUGCGAUUCAAGGGACAGUCUGAUGUUGGAGGUGAGGAAGAAUCUGGAGGCGUUCGUGGAUGGUCAAGUCGUGACCAAUGAAGUUGCUGAGCUGGAGGCUCUGAUUGAAGGGCUUAAUAAAGCUCUCAGCUUGAAUUUGAAAAGGCUCACCUUCUUCUGUGAUGACUAUGUGAUUUACCAAUAUGUUACAGGUAGAGCACGACCAGAACAGAGCAAGAUUGCGACAUUAGUCAAUCAGGUGGCUCUUCUUCAGAGAAAAUUUACUCGUUGCAACCCAUCUCUUGUGGCACGUAACGAUAUUAAGUUUGCAUCUAAAUCUGCAAGAGAUGCUAUAAUUUCUCAAAUUACCUUGAGUAGCAAUGGCAAGAGUUUGAAGGAGACAUGUGUAAUUUGCUUUGAAGAUGCAGAUGUUGAGAAGAUGUUUUCAGUUGAUGGUUGCCUGCACAGGUUUUGCUUUUCAUGUAUGAAACAGCAUGUGGAGGCCAAGGUGCUUAACGGGAUGGUGGCGAAGUGCCCUCAUGAAGGCUGUAAGUCGGAGGUGAAUAUUGAUAGCUGUGGGAAAUUCUUGGCACCGAAAUUGGUUGAGGUCUGGAGCCAACGCAUGAAGGAAUCUUCUAUUCCUAUUACAGAGAAAGUUUAUUGCCCACGUCCCAGGUGCUCAGCACUAAUGUCGAAAAGUGAGGUUUUCAAAUAUACUAAGAGUAAGACCGCAUAUAUUGCUGCUGACAAAGGAGGAGUCAGAAGAUGCAUGAAAUGUGAUUACUAUUUCUGUAUCAAUUGCAAAGUCCCUUGGCAUUAUGAAAUGACCUGCAAUGAUUACAAAAGAUCAAAUCCUUAUUCCCAAUCAGAAGAUGCAAAGCUCAAGUCUCUUGCAAAGGCGAAACGUUGGCCCCAAUGUGUGAAGUGCAGCCACAUGGUUGAACUAGCCGAAGGUUGCUACCACAUCACUUGCAGAUGUGGAUAUCAGUUUUGCUACACUUGUGGUGCUGAGUGGAAGAAGGGAAAACCAACCUGUUCCUGUCCAAUCUGGGAUGAGCGUAACAUUAUACGUAAUGUCCGAAGAAGAUGAUGAUUAGGAGUAUGAUGACGCUUCUCUACCCCGUGCUUUUGUUUUGCUUUUGGAAAAAGAACAGCAAAAUGUGUCGUAUCCGCUAAUGUUGCGAAGAUAUAUGCUUAGAAAGGAUUGUUGGUGACUUGGUGAUAUUAGGCAACGGUUUCUUAGAUUUUAUGUUGAAUUUUAGCCAUGAUAACUCUUAUAUUACAG
Alnus glutinosa is the source of this 1949-nucleotide messenger RNA. Its product is annotated as E3 ubiquitin-protein ligase RSL1-like. The record is from RefSeq and is a predicted model, not a curated record. Gene Ontology annotation, biological process: positive regulation of proteasomal ubiquitin-dependent protein catabolic process; ubiquitin-dependent protein catabolic process; protein polyubiquitination. The coding region runs from base 123 to 1754 and encodes 543 amino acids. Lineage: Eukaryota; Viridiplantae; Streptophyta; Magnoliopsida; Fagales; Betulaceae. Gene Ontology annotation, molecular function: ubiquitin protein ligase activity; nucleic acid binding; RNA-DNA hybrid ribonuclease activity. Gene Ontology annotation, cellular component: cytoplasm; ubiquitin ligase complex. The transcript has 3 exons.